AUGUACGGCCGUCGCUCCGAAACCCUCUCCAGGCACCUGAGCGCCACCAGCAGCAGCCACAUACCUUGCCUCACUCCACUUUGUCCCCCCUGGCAGCAGCAUCUCUUGCCACAGCACCAACUGCCUCCAUCACCUCUUCCAUGUACGGUCGCCGCUCUGACGUUCUCUCCAGGCACCUCAGUGCCACCACGAGCAGCCGCCGGGGAGAAGAGCAGGCAGCGGGGAGGGGAGGGGGCUGGGUGGGCUGGAGAGGAGGCAGAGGCGGAGGCAGAAGCAGAGGCGGAGGCGGAGGCGGAGGAGGAGGAGGAGGAGGAGGAGGAGGAGGAGGAGGAGGAGGAGGAGGAGGAGGAGGAGGAGGAGGAGGAGGAGGAGGAGGAGGAGGAGGAGGAGGAGGAGGAGGAGGAGGAGGAGGAGGAGGAGGAGGAGGAGGAGGAGGGAGGGGGAACACGGGAAUGA
Molecule: messenger RNA, 456 nt
Organism: Closterium sp. NIES-65
Lineage: Eukaryota; Viridiplantae; Streptophyta; Zygnematophyceae; Desmidiales; Closteriaceae
Source: the annotation of a GenBank genome assembly